This is a messenger RNA of Micropterus dolomieu (smallmouth bass), 871 nucleotides long. Its product is annotated as 2-oxoglutarate dehydrogenase, mitochondrial-like. Gene Ontology annotation, biological process: tricarboxylic acid cycle. Gene Ontology annotation, cellular component: mitochondrion; oxoglutarate dehydrogenase complex. The record is from RefSeq and is a predicted model, not a curated record. Gene Ontology annotation, molecular function: thiamine pyrophosphate binding; oxoglutarate dehydrogenase (succinyl-transferring) activity. Lineage: Eukaryota; Metazoa; Chordata; Actinopteri; Centrarchiformes; Centrarchidae.
GUAGAAAUCAGUCCGCAGGAAUGUGAGACAGACAAAACCUGUUAGCAUGUUACCCGCGUGCUAGCUGACACACACACACGUUAGCGGGUACUGGAGGGUUCAGGUUCAGGGUCGGUGCUCGUGGAAGUGACGCUUCACUUAGUAAAAGAUCAGCGCUGAUAUUAACCUGCGAGUUUGUGACCUGACGUCCGGUGGACUAACGCACCACCAGUGGACGCUUCAUUCAUCCCUCUCUCUCGCCGUCUGGGACUGAGCCGGGUGGACUACGUUUUUAUCCCGUCUUCGUUCUGAGGUUGAGGACGUCCGGCCCGUCGGACUGACCGCCACCACCGUGUGCGUGCGAUACUUUAAGGACUGCUCAUGCAUCGUUUAAGGACUUGUGCGGCGCGAUUGCGUCCGCUCACCGCCUCGCAGGCGGCUCAGACUGUCGGCCAGCAGCGGCCAAUCACAGUCGCCUCCACAGGCGGCACAAGGACGUUUCAGCCAGUCAGGUGCUACACGGCGCCUGUGGCCUCGGAGCCGUUCCUAAACGGGACGAGCUCCAACUACGUGGAGGAGAUGUACUAUGCCUGGCUGGAGAACCCCAAGAGUGUUCACAAGUCGUGGGAUGUAUUUUUCAGGAACGCCAACGCCGGCGCUCCCCCCGGCGCCGCCUACCAGUCCCCUCUGGGUCUGUCUUCAGCUCCUCAGCUCUCCUCUCUGGUCGGAGCUCAGCCCAACGUGGAGAAGCUGGUGGAGGAUCACCUGGCCGUCCAGUCGCUCAUCAGGGCCUACCAGGUGAUGGGGCAUCACAACACCCAGUUGGAUCCUCUGGGAAUCAGCUGUGUGAAUUUUGAUGAUGCUCCGGUCAAAGCCGGCUUCCAGGACGUCG